UGAGAUUACACAUAAUAAACAGCUGUGCUUUUUAGCGACAAACAAGAAUUUAGUUUUAUUAAAUAUAGUAAUUGGAUUUAAUAGCUAUCUGGCUAGUUAUCUGAUUUCUCGACAUUUUAGUGUUUUCUGCGUGCAAGAAAUAUGGAAGGAGACGCGCUAGAGCACCAGGACACGUCCAUACCCGGCAUUUUUGUAGAGAGAACUCUGGCUUUGAUCAAACCCGACGCUAUAGAUAAAGCUGAUGAAAUCGAGGAUAUAAUCCUUCGGUCAGGAUUCACCAUAUUGCAGAAACGUAAGCUUCAGCUGAGCCCAGAGCAGUGCAGUGACUUCUACGCUGAACAUUACGGACAGCCGUUAUUUCCGAGUUUGACGGCGUUCAUGAGCUCUGGCCCAGUCAUGGCUCUUGCAUUGGCGAGGCAUCGGGCCAUCGCUACCUGGAAAGGUCUGAUGGGACCAAGCAACAGCACCCAGGCCAGAGAGACAUAUCCUGACUGCCUGAGAGCUAGAUUUGGGACGUCUGACUUGAGGAAUGCUGUUCACGGCAGCGAGACGUUUUCGGCAGCCGUAAGGGAGCUCAAGUUCAUGUUUCCCAACUGUGUAAUUGAACCUGUUCCUAAGCGCCAAGCUGCCACAGAUUACCUGAGCAGGUAUAUAAAUCCAACACUCAUCACCGGCCUUACUGAGCUGUGCAAGGCAAAACCAGCUGAUCCGUUCACAUGGAUGGCUGACUGGCUGAUUCAAAACAAUCCAAAUAAACCAAAAAUAAGUGGGGAUUGUAGUUGAAGAUGCAGCUUUGAACAUAAUAAAAAAUGACUAUGGGUUUUCUGACAGACAUCUUUUUUUAUGUAAUACUGAAAAUGAUUUGCAUUAAAGUUGAACUGUUUUGAGACGUUA
Molecule: messenger RNA, 894 nt
Organism: Ictalurus punctatus (channel catfish)
Lineage: Eukaryota; Metazoa; Chordata; Actinopteri; Siluriformes; Ictaluridae
Gene: nme5
Product: NME/NM23 family member 5
Biological process (GO): CTP biosynthetic process; negative regulation of oxidative stress-induced intrinsic apoptotic signaling pathway; UTP biosynthetic process
Molecular function (GO): nucleoside diphosphate kinase activity
Source: RefSeq, marked provisional